CAAAACAAACCAACCUCUACAAACACGCCAAUAAUCCAGGAUUAGAUUUUGUUUCCAGUUUUAAAACCUAAAAGCUCCUGGUUUAAACCGGAAAAGUCGACUUCAGUCAUGACGACGACUUUCCCAGAUUGUGCUUCUACUACUACUGCUGCUGCUGUUCUUCCUGUUAUCCAUCUUUGGAAACCCCAAUAAAAAAAAAACCCAGUUUUUGGAUUUUCUGCCACCCCCAAAUUGACUAUCUUUCUUCAAGUUACGGUAAAACCCAAUUUUAAUGGUCAUUUCCUUUUUUUUUUGGGUUAUUUUAUUGUUUUAAGGCGGUUGUUUCAACAUCUUAACUAUUAUGCACGAGGCUUGAUGAUGGGGAGAGGAGUGGCUUGGGGGGUCCACAGACAGGAAAGGCGGUGAUCGAUAUCUUGUGGGUUUUCCAGGAGAUAUGGGAUUGGGAGCUUGUGUUGGCACGGUCGGGAAUUUCUUUGCUUCUUCCCACCUUUUUAACUUGCUUAUUAUUAUUCUUAUUUUUCCCAGUUUUGUUAAACUUGGGGAGGUUUUGGAUCCGAAGUGAAUUGGGCAUUUUGUUUUUGUUUUUUGUUUUUUUGCUUUUCUGCUGCCGCUUCUGCUUCUUGAGCUUUACAAGUGACAAAUGUCUACUUCAAGACCCAGCCAUUCAUCUAGCAACUCGGGGCGAUCGAGGCACAGUGCUAGGAUUGUUGCUCAAACAACUGUUGAUGCAAAGCUUCAUGCAGAGUUUGAGGAGACGGGUAGUUCCUUUGACUACUCGAGCUCAAUUCGUGUAAGCAAUUCGACUUCUGCAGAUCAACAACCAAGGUCUGACAAAGUAACGACUGCAUAUCUGCAUCACAUACAGAAAGGAAAGUUGAUCCAGCCAUUUGGGUGCUUGCUAGCAUUAGAUGAGAAAACUUUGAAGGUCAUUGCAUACAGUGAGAAUGCUCCGGAAAUGCUGACCAUGGUCAGUCAUGCCGUCCCAAGUGUCGGGGAUCACCCUGUUCUAGGCAUUGGAACUGAUGUGAGGACAAUUUUUACUGCUCCCAGUGCCUCUGCGUUGCAAAAGGCCUUGGGAUUUGGAGAUGUUUCUCUCUUAAAUCCCAUAUUAGUUCAUUGCAAGACCUCAGGAAAGCCCUUUUACGCGAUUGUACAUCGCGUAACUGGUAGCUUGAUCAUUGACUUUGAGCCAGUUAAGCCUUACGAAGUUCCCAUGACAGCUGCUGGAGCGCUGCAGUCAUACAAACUAGCAGCUAAAGCAAUUACGCGGUUGCAAUCUUUGCCUAGCGGGAGCAUGGAAAGGCUUUGUGAUACAAUGGUCCAAGAGGUCUUUGAACUCACUGGCUAUGACAGGGUGAUGGCCUAUAAAUUUCACGAGGACGAUCACGGGGAGGUGGUCUCCGAAAUAACAAAACCUGGUCUGGAGCCGUAUCUGGGUUUGCAUUACCCAGCCACUGAUAUUCCUCAAGCUGCAAGAUUUUUAUUUAUGAAAAAUAAAGUUCGCAUGAUAGUUGAUUGUAAUGCAAAACAUGUUAAGGUGUUUCAGGAUGAGAAGCUUCCGUUUGAUCUAACCUUGUGUGGUUCAACUUUAAGGGCUCCACACAGUUGCCAUUUACAGUACAUGGAUAACAUGAAUUCUAUUGCUUCUCUUGUCAUGGCAGUAGUAGUCAAUGAGGGAGAUGAUGACGAUGACAGCCCCAACUCUUCGCAGCCACAAAAGAGAAAGAGACUCUGGGGUUUAGUUGUGUGCCACAACACAAGUCCGAGAUUUGUUCCUUUCCCUCUCCGGUAUGCCUGUGAGUUUCUAGCUCAAGUAUUUGCCAUCCAUGUGAAUAAGGAAUUAGAGUUAGAAAAUCAGAUUGUUGAGAAGAACAUUUUGCGGACGCAGACUCUAUUGUGCGAUAUGCUGAUGCGUGAUGCACCCUUGGGUAUCGUGUCACAGAGCCCAAAUAUAAUGGAUCUAGUGAAAUGUGAUGGGGCUGCUCUAUUAUACAGAAACAAGGUAUGGAGACUUGGAAUUGCUCCAAGUGAUUCCCAGCUUCAUGACAUAGUCUUGUGGCUCUCUGAGCACCACAUGGACUCCACUGGUUUGAGUACAGAUAGCUUGUAUGAUGCGGGCUAUCCUGGGGCUCAUGCUCUAGAUGAUGUAAUAUGUGGGAUGGCAGCAGUGAGGAUAACAUCCAAGGACAUGAUUUUCUGGUUCCGGUCCCACACUGCUGCAGAGAUCCAAUGGGGUGGUGCGAAACAUGAGCCUGGUGAGAAGGAUGAUGGAAGGAAGAUGCAUCCACGAUCAUCGUUUAAGGCUUUUCUAGAAGUUGUCAAGACAAGGAGCUUUCCUUGGAAGGACUAUGAGAUGGACGCAAUUCAUUCUUUGCAGCUUAUUCUGAGGAAUGCAUUCAAAGAUACUGAAGCCUUGGAUUCAAACACCAUGACUAUCAAUACAAGGCUCACUGACCUAAAAUUUGAGGGGAUGCAAGAACUUGAAGCUGUGACGAGUGAGAUGGUCAGGUUGAUCGAGACAGCCACAGUGCCAAUUUUAGCAGUAGACAUUGACGGAGUGGUCAAUGGGUGGAACACAAAAAUUUCUGACCUGACUGGUCUUCCCGUGGAGCAAGCAAUUGGAGCACAUUUAUUGACACUUGUGGAAGAUUCAUCAACCGAGGUGGUCAGAGUGAUGUUAGAGCUGGCAUUGCAAGGUAAAGAGGAGAGGAACAUUCAAUUUGAGAUUAAAACACAUGGUUCUAGGAGCGACUCUGGCCCCAUCAGCUUGGUAGUGAAUGCUUGUGCAAGUAGGGAUCUUAACGGAAAUGUCGUUGGAGUGUGUUUUGUGGCCCAAGAUCUUACUGCUCAGAAGACUAUGAUGGACAAGUUCACUCGAAUUGAGGGUGAUUACAAAGCAAUUGUACAAAACAGAAAUCCAUUGAUACCUCCAAUAUUUGGUGCUGAUGAAUUUGGCUGGUGCUCUGAGUGGAAUCCAGCAAUGACAAAGAUAACCGGUUGGAAACGGGAAGAGGUAAUCGACAAAAUGCUUUUGGGAGAAGUUUUCGGGGUCAGCAUGACGUGCUGUCGUCUCAAGAAUCAAGAAGCUUUCGUGAACCUUGGUGUUGUACUCAAUAAUGCGAUGACAGGUCAGGAAUCUGAAAAGGUUCCUUUUGGUUUUUUUGCCCGGAAUGGAAAAUACAUCGAGUGCUUACUCUGUGUGAGUAAGAAAUUGGAUAGGGAUGGUGCGGUCACUGGGGUCUUUUGCUUCUUGCAGCUUGCUAGCCUAGAGCUGCAGCAAGCGCUUCAUGUCCAGCGCUUAAUGGAACAAAUUGCUACAAAGAGAUUGAAAGCAUUAGCUUAUAUUAAGAGGCAGAUCCGUAAUCCAUUAUCUGGAAUUAUUUUCUCUAGGAAAAUGAUGGAGGGUACUGAGUUGGGAUUAGAACAGAAACAGCUUCUGCAUACUAGUGCCCAAUGCCAGCGUCAGCUCAGCAAGAUUCUCGACGACUCUGAUCUUGAUAACAUCAUAGAAGGCUAUUCAGAUCUAGAAAUGGUUGAGUUCACUCUGCAUGAGAUACUGGUUGCAGCUACCAGCCAAGUCAUGAUGAAAAUCAAAGCAAAGGGAAUCAGAUUAGUUGAAGAUGCAUCAGAAGAGACCACGAAUGACACCUUAUAUGGUGAUAGUCUUAGACUUCAACAAGUCUUGGCUGAUUUCCUACUCAUAUCAGUCAACUUUACACCAAAUGGAGGCCAAAUUGUCAUUGCUGCCAAUUUGACCAAAGACCAUUUGGGAGAGUCUGUUCAUCUUGUGCGCCUAGAGCUAAGGUUAACACACACGGGUUCGGGGAUACCGGAAUCGUUGCUGAACCAGAUGUUUGGAACCGAUGGAGACGUAUCUGAGGAGGGCAUCAGCCUGCUGAUCAGCAGAAAGCUGGUGAAGCUCAUGAAUGGCGACGUACAGUAUCUCAAGGAAGCAGGCAAGUCAACCUUCAUCAUAUCUGUUGAACUUGCUGCAGCCCACAAGUCCCGGGCCUUCAUAAAAGAGGGAAAAUGAUGAAGAAUCCAACUUUACAAGGUUUGCAAAGGAGAGAGAGAGACAGCAAGAGAGAGUCUAACGCUGUACUUUGGAACGUUAAUGUUAGUUUUUAUAUGUACUCACCAGUCCCAUGACCCAUCGAUAUUGGCUUUGAAAUGUAAAUAUGUAUGUGCCAUCACGUUUAUGCU
Morus notabilis is the source of this 4203-nucleotide messenger RNA. RefSeq names its product phytochrome A. The transcript has 5 exons. Bases 641 to 4033 code for a protein of 1130 amino acids. Lineage: Eukaryota; Viridiplantae; Streptophyta; Magnoliopsida; Rosales; Moraceae. Gene Ontology annotation, cellular component: nucleus. Gene Ontology annotation, molecular function: phosphorelay sensor kinase activity; protein homodimerization activity; photoreceptor activity. The record is from RefSeq and is a predicted model, not a curated record. Gene Ontology annotation, biological process: regulation of DNA-templated transcription; red, far-red light phototransduction; detection of visible light.